UUUUUUUUUUUUUGAUCAACAGAAGAACGCACUUCACAAAAUUGUUACUCCUAUCUUAGUUCAAACCCCUCACUAAGGCCGUGUUUGGAUGCCUGCUGGAUCCUCACUACACUGACCGUUGGUCUUUUGUUUUCCUAUGAAGUAGGAGUAUCUGGUUUGCAAGUUCUCUUUGUUUUCACGCUGGAGCCUCAACUCCAGAAUUUGAGAAAACAGAGCCGAAAUCAUAUACUCCACUACAUAUAUUAGGGUUUAUGCAGCGCACACUGUCUCAUCAAAUCAUACCCCGAAAUCCUCCUACAGUUCCAGCAACCUCGAGUAUCGAAAUCUAGGGUUCAUGACAAGUUCCUUGGAUGUUUGACUCGUGUCGUUGUGCUACGAAGGUUUGAGUGAUUGUUUUUCAGAUGUAUGGUCAGGGUAAUUAUACUCAGUUUGGGCAAGGUUUCCAGUGGCCCAUGCCUGAUUUCCAACAGCGCCCUAUUCCUCCUCCACAUCCUCCUUUCCAACAUGGCCCUACAGCCUCGCAAUAUCCUAUAAUACAACAAGGUCCUCGGUCAAUUCCACCUCAUUUUACUCAUGCCCCACCUCCACCGGUUCAGCAAGGUCCGCCUGUUCAAGUCCCGGCGACUAGAAUGUUAAAUGCGGGCCAAUCUUUCCUACCAUUGCCCCCACCCCCGCCCCAACAGGUCGGUGGAAGCACCUCUAUGGCACAUCCAUAUCCGGUUGAUCAACAGAAAUCGCAAUGGACCCAUAAUACACAUCAUACUCCACUAUCUGUCUCUCCUCUUGGUCAACCUCUCUCAGGUACAAAUCGGCCAGAAAUGUUUCAACCCUCAUUGCUUCCUGGAGCAUUACCCACACUACCAUCACAAGGACAAGCUCUAUAUAAAGGCCCAGUUUAUCCGCCACAGCUGGGUGGCAUGCUGGUUGGUCAACGAAGUCUACCGCCACCACCACCAAUUUCUAGUUUCUUCCCUCCUGCUCCAUUUGGGUCUCGUGUACAUUCAUCACAUCACGAUUCGGAUGUACCAGCUGCAGGUCCCAUGCCACCUCCGCUUCCACCUUCUUCUCCUCCACCCCUUCCACCUUCUCCGCCACCUCCUACCUCUCCCCGUCAUACUUUUGGAACUACGUCUUCUGCUCCACUUCUUACUGUGGCUGACUUGUCCCAUAAUUCCGAGUCAGGUCCAAUGGACAAUCAUUCUGCCUUGGAAGUGAUGCAUACUGAUUCUAAAGUUGUGGUGUCGUCCCAAAUAAGAGACGAUGCACCUGUGCUGGAUGACUAUGAAUUACCUGAAGGCACGACAUGCCGUGAGGUGGUGGAAGAGGAUUUAUCGUCUGUGGAAUGUUCAAAAUUGGAUCUACCUUCACCUCCACCCAAGCCAGCUGAACAGAAAGUAGUGCAAAAAAUUGAAGUCUUGUGUCAUUUUAUUGCAAAGAACGGUCUGGAGUUCGAAGACAUGGCUCGUCAGAAAGAGUAUGGGAAUCCAGAGUUCAAAUUCUUGUUUGGUGGUUGCCCGGGAAGUGAAGCUGCAGUUGCGCAUGAAUAUUUUGAAUGGAUGAAAAAGAAAUGUAAAGGGGAAUAUAAAUUGCAGGAGAAGCAUAAUAAUUCGGUUUGGAGGUCUUCAGGAAUCGACAAUUCAACACAAACCAGUUGUUUGGCUGGUACAGGUGUAUCCCAUUCACCUCCCGAUUCUGAUAUGGACAUUGAAGAUGAUAUCAACCCACCUGAUGAAGAGCAGCAAAUGUGUACCUCAUUUGAAAGUCUAAAGACUCUAAACCAUGAGACUGGUUUGAUAUGUGAAGAGCUUGAUAUUAGAGAGCAAUUAAAUGCACCGGUGAAUGCUACCGAAUAUAGUCUUGCGGAUGAUGUAUCUGCUUCUUCAGGAUUGGCUGGGCAAGAAGAAGGUUGCGAACUCAUUUCUGAUCCUGAUCACUUCAUGGAUGGAAGGUCACUUGCCAAAGUUGACAGCACAGUCACAAACUCAUAUGGAGCUGCCGAGUGGCCCUCAAAAAGCAAUGAAGAAGAAUCAUCUGUAUCUCCCCUGGAAGAUCUAAGUCAACAAAAUAAGUCGGCGGCCGCAGUUGGCAUUGGUUCUGGGAAACUUUCUUGUGAACUCAUCAAAGGUGCUAGCCCUUUUAGACUUCUACAAGGCUAUGCUUCUGAUGACAGUCUGGAAGGUGAUAACAAGCCUCAUUUAGAAGACACGAGUCCUUUAAAAGCCUCACCAUCAACUGCAUCAGCUGUUUCCGGUUUACACGGAGUUAUAGGAUCUAAUUCACAGACAAGGUCUGACGUGGCAUAUGCAAUGUCAGAGUCUAAUGUGGCAUGUUCCCGGAGCAUGCCAUUAAAUGCUCUGGAAUUCUGCCCAGAAUCACAAAGGACAGAGACAGAAAUUGGUAUAACAUCCUUUGCAACCGUUAUGACUGAAGAAAUCUUUGGAAAUAAUGGAAGAAAUGAAGGAAAUAUGGACAACGCUGCUUCUCUUGAGGCUUUGCAACAGAGUGUUGUCUUGGAUGGUGUUCAUGAGUCCACUCCUGAGAGAGGCAAAUCUGAGUCAUGGAAGGAAGGUGCCAAAUCCUCAUCUACUCUGCGCAAAGUCGACGAGUAUGGGAGAUUAUUCAGAGAAGGUGGACGUGAGAGUGACUCUGACGAAUCACACGACACUGGAAGACGUGGUAGGAGACGGAGAAGUCGGAGUAGAAGCCCUUCUCCUCGCGGUAGGAGGAGGAGGAGUCCUUGGAGAAGAAGGGAGAAGCGAAGCUGGUCUCGCAGCUUGUCUCCCAAGAAACGAAGGAGCAGGAGCAGGUCUCCCACUUAUAAGCGCAGGGGAGAAUAUGGUGGUGAAAAAAUCAGAAGGGACAAGUGUCAGCUUCCAAUGUGCUUUGACUUCCUUCGAGGCAGGUGCCACCGUGGAGCAACUUGUCGGUAUAUGCACCAUGACUCUGACACGAGUGAUGGUUCAAGACGUAACAGGAGUAAGCAACAGUAUGCGGAGAUUCCACAUGUUUCAAGGGCUUCUGGUUUGCAUGAAGAGAGUAAGAAAGCCCUUUCCGAAGGACCAGUACAUGAGAAGGAGUUGGAUGGGCACAGGGAUGGGGAAAAAGAAUUAGUCUCUAUGCAGGAUGCACUGCCAUCUAUAUUUCACGAUCAAGAUGAUAAAUCUUUGGUUGUAAAGUUGGCUAAAUUUGAGAUGUCUCGAGAAGUAACUGCCAUCAUGCACGAAACUCACAAUAUUAAAGGAGAGAAAUUGGAAUCCACCGCCAGCCUUCCUGAAAAUUGUCUUGGAGAGCUAACUGCAAUUGUGCAGGAAACGCAGGAUAUUAGAGAACAGAAUUUGGAAUCUACAACCGGCCUUCAUGAUGUCAAAAAUCAUGUAAAACAAGUGGAGACAUCUCAUGACAUAGCUUCUUCAGUUGAAAAUUUUGUUAUUCCAAAUUCUCGAGCUAAGCAAGUCGAGACUUCUGAUGGCUUUUCUACGUCUCAAUCUUUGCAAGUUCAGUCAUCAACCUCCUUCCAACAUGGACCUCCAGUUAGUGAACUGCAGAUAAAGAAUAUCCCUCCAGUUCAAGCUUAUCCCAGUACAAGUUCCGUCACCCAUUCAGUUUCGCCUGAAUCUCUGCCUCCAAUUCAGGUUAAUAUUCCAGAUUACCGUUUGCAGUUACUCACUUCCCUUGCCCCACUUUCACAAGGUACAAGUACCCCCACUCCUACACCACAUCUGCCAAGGGAACACGACUUGAUGCAACCUGCUUCAAAAUUUCCUUCUUUUCAAGGCCCAUUGCAGAACCUAUAUUCUCAUUCUGUACCGCCACCGAACUCCUCUUGGUCCCUCCAACCACCACUGCCACCGCCGCAGCCGUUGCCUCCACCACCACCAUUUGUUAACAAUCCAAAUCCAAAUGCAAUGCAAGGUUUUCCUUCAUCACAAUUUCAACAUUUUCAGCUGCCUUCAAGAAGUGACUUCAAUUCGCAGACGUUUGGAAGACCUUACUCACAAGCUACAGGUUUUGUUGGCGAAGAUCACUUCUCUCAGUUACCAGUGCAAGGUUUAAACCCUCCAAAUUUGUAUGGUCAGAGCAGCAUAUCCUCACAACCCACGCCUCCUCUGAGAAUGCAGGCUUUCCCAGGCGACAACCUGCCUUCAGGUGGGUUUUUCACUUCAUCUUCUCAGAAUCAUCCUUACUCUCAGCAGCAACAGCCACCCCAUGGUCUGUGGCAGUCUCCCACACACAGUCUUACAGUAAAUCGAGGUGACCAUGGAAAUGUUAUUCCUACCAUGUCUAGAUUUGCAUCAGGUGUUGACAAGAAUCAGCCAUCUCAUCUGUCAGAUUCUGGAGGGUUCAGAAUUUCAAACUACUGCAAUCCUCAUGCUUCCACAUUUGACCAGCCACUAAGCUCUAAAUUCAGCUCAAAUGUUAUUAAGCAAGAAAAGGAUGUGCUCUGCGCUAAUCAGCAUGGCUCUAAAUUCAGCUCAAAUGUUAAGCAAGAAAAUGAAUUGCUCCACAGUAAUCAACAUGGUGUUGGAAGUAUUGGCUCAAAACUUAUGACUUCCUCACCAAAACCUGAGCCUGAUGAUUUACUGAGUUUACGCAGUGACCAAUAUGAUCCACUUUUUGACAGCAUUGAUCCAUUUUCGAACUCUUUCGUGAAAUUUGAGCAUGGUUUGAAGCAUGAACCUGUCAAUGACUCUAUCAUUUUGAGGCUCAUAGGCUCCCAUAAGCCGUUAGAUGCGGAAGAAAGCAAGCAUAAAGAUAGAGUUUUGGCUGAAACUGCAUCCAUAAAAAGUGAAAAUGAUGAGAAUGGUGAGACAGCAGAUGCAGAAGUGGGUGAUGUGGAGAAUGCAAGUGGAAGCAACGAUCUUGAUGCAACAAAUACAUCGGCAGGAGAGUUUGAGAUUAAUCAGGUUAAGACGCCUGGGAAGAGAAAGAAGAGCAAAGAUUCAAGUUCAACGAAACUUUUCAAAGUUGCCAUUGCAGAUUUUGUGAAGGAGAUGCUAAAGCCAUCAUGGCGACAGGGUAAUAUGAGCAAGGAGGCAUUUAAGACAAUUGUCAAGAAGACUGUUGACAAGGUGUCUGGUGCUAUAAAGAGUCACCAAAUACCGAAGUCUCAGGCAAAGAUAAAUCAAUAUAUCGACUCAUCACAGCGGAAACUGACUAAACUAGUGAUGGGCUAUGUUCAGAAGUAUGUUAAAGUGUAGAAAGUUGAUAUCAGGCUAUCAGCUAUGGUGCCUAUGAUGGAAGAAAACUUGAUUUGACCGACAUUCAAAAGGGUCUGCAGUUGUUUUGAGAGGAAUGUGAGCAUCCUCUGUUUAUAUAAAGCUAGUAGGUGGUUAUACUUGCUCAAUUACGCGGCGCAUUGGGAGAUCCAACUUAAUGUCUGGAGAAUAGUUUCCAACCUCGGUAAUGUUCUGAGGAAGCUUCAACCUUGUAUGUGGUGCACCUUUUGAUUUCAAACUAGUUAUUUACGCUUGAAUUAUAGUUCUAUUUGUUUUGGAAAAUGUUUGUAAAGUCUUCGAUCACUUCAGGUAGCGAUUGUACAUAUUCAGCAUAGUUCGAAGUAGAAAAUAUUGGCUUCACAGUGGAUAACAUUUUGGAUACUCAGACAGUUAAAUCAGUUUAGUAGCA
Rhododendron vialii is the source of this 5625-nucleotide messenger RNA. RefSeq lists its product as uncharacterized. Bases 402 to 5198 code for a protein of 1598 amino acids. The record is from RefSeq and is a predicted model, not a curated record. Gene Ontology annotation, molecular function: metal ion binding; RNA binding. The transcript has 7 exons. Lineage: Eukaryota; Viridiplantae; Streptophyta; Magnoliopsida; Ericales; Ericaceae. Gene Ontology annotation, biological process: RNA processing.